Messenger RNA from Pseudogymnoascus verrucosus, 2451 nucleotides. RefSeq lists its product as uncharacterized. The transcript has a single exon. Lineage: Eukaryota; Fungi; Ascomycota; Leotiomycetes; Thelebolales; Thelebolaceae. The record is from RefSeq and is a predicted model, not a curated record. Bases 432 to 2363 code for a protein of 643 amino acids.
CACUAGUCUCCAGCACCUAUACGCGUUCAGCACCUAUACGCGUUUAGCAGACAUGGUAGGAGGCAAGGGAGCGAAUCAUCGCUAUUUCAAAGUUUGGAGUACCCCUGGAAAAUCUGGGGUCUGGGGACCCCAGAUUUUCUAUGUCGUGAAGUCCAUACACUUGUGAACAAUCUUGUGAACUAAAUGAUGGGUCUCGUAUGCUGAAGAAACCGAACCAAUCGAGAGUAUAGAGAGCAACGAUAAUGCCUCUUGUGCCGUGAAAAAGCCAAGAAGGUGCAAACAGAUUAGUCCGCAAACAGCUUUGACUAGGAGUUGGAAUAUAUAAACCCCAAUGACAGGACCCCCGGUUUAUGGCAUGAUAGAUAGAGCAACCAGCAACUUUUACUAUCUCAUCUUAAAGACGUCCUCAUUUCCGAGUCCGUUGUCAGACCAUGCGCUUCUCCGGCACUUCGCUGACCAUUGCUGGUUGCCUUCUGGCCAGCAUAUCGGAGGCUAGCAAAAGUUCCAGCGCGUCUUCUAGCUGCCAACUUCAUAACGUUGAAACAUAUCCUCCGCCUCCAGUCCCAGAGCCGAUAUCUAUUAUCAAGCUGCCCUUACCACCUUCAAUCGUUAGCGAUGAGGUUGGCGCGUGUACUAAGGAUAUCAACCCCAAUGGCACUGGUUGUCUCCGGAUUGUAUUAACAGGAGACGAUUCACUUCCCCAGGGAGGUACCUUCACCCCAGAUGGUACGGCCAUAGUUGUCACUGUCAACUUCACAGGCGCCCCAGCCCAGCCUGACCCUGCCAGUAUAUAUAGCGGCGAGCACAUCAUUCUUCUCAAGACAGAUAACACAACGUUUUCCAGUGGAGACCCAUGGAAGUGCAUCACUUGCGGCGUCCCUGCGGCGAGCCAGCUCGGCCGCAAUAAAGAUUUAUUGGAUUACCCUCGAGUCUUCAAGGACGGCAAGAGGUUUCUUGUGGGAACCAACAUUGUCGAGACAGGUGGCUACCCGGUAGACAGCGAAUUAGUCACGCCCAACAACACUUACAUCUAUCCUAUCUACUGGCCGGUGACUGGUGACGGAUCGGGCAGUACAGGAGCUAUGCGUGAACUACGCCUCCACCCAGGCGACCACCACUUGUCCUGGAGCAGCUUCGACGGCAAUGGACAGAACAGCUUCUACGGUCGGCUCACGUUCAAUCCUGUGCCUACGACAGGGGAACCGCGGGUGCCGCGGUACGACCUAUCUAACGUUAGCAUUCUCCAGCCGGCCACGGGAAAUGGGGUCCUCUAUGCCGAGGGCAACGAGUUAAAGAUUAAUCAAUCAGUCCCCGAGAUUGGCGAGCUGCGCGGUUUUAGCGGUAGCGGCAAGGAGUUCACCUAUAUUGGCUACCCUAUGGAGGCGUGCAACUUCGAUGGUUUUGCUGUGAACUUGUUGACUGGUGCUGUCCGCCGCUUGACUUCGCACCCAGAGUACGUCGAUCCAAUGGACAUCUCGGCUGAUGAUGAGUGGACAGCAGUCCUGGAUACGCGUGGAACGGAUCGUCAAAUGUUCAUGUCAGGCAUGCGGGGGAUCCCACCGCUAUCUGACCUUGUUACAUCCGGUAUCUGCGCUUCGGUUCGAAACAAUGGCAUGCGCCGCUUCUUCCGGCCGAUACUGAUUGAUAAGUAUGGCGACCGAGGUGACUACUUUGGCCAGACGAUCAACGCUGGUGGUGAUGGUAGUCCCGGAUCCAUAAACGAUCCUAACUGGAACGCCAGGGCGGACCCGCAGUUCUCUCUUGAUGGCACUCGCCUGAUGUACUACGAGACGCUCGUCAAGACACCCGCCUGUGGUGGUGAGAAUCCACUUCCGUGCCCUGUAUCAACCGAGCCCGACGGACGCACUACGCGUAUCAUGAUUGCAACAUUUACCAGUCGCAAGCCGUAUCCGGUGCCCAAGUUCGACAUCGGUCCCGAUGUUAUUCCUUGGGCAAUACCCUAUGUUCCUGGCAUGGAACUGCCGGUACGACAGUCCAUUUCGCCGGGCAAGUACACCUACAAAGGCAAGCACUGUGGCUACGCUGACGUGGCCAUCUAUGCCAACGCCAAUUCAACCCGUUUCAACCGAGUCAGGGUUGAUCUCCACAACCUCUCUGAAGACGGAGAGAACAUUCUAAAUGGAUUUGAGGACAUAUCACUGGAGUACCUCGAUACUUGGACCGUUCUCAACGACUGGCGUUCCAACAUUGUUCAGCGGGGAAAAGUCAAAGGCGUUAAGGAAACUAGCCCUGGUGGAUUUCAAAUUCAAAUGAACCUCCGAAAGAAUUUAUUGGAGGCCAAUGGCACCCUAACAACGACACUUGAUGGCAAGACCUACUAUCAGCCAAAGAACAACGCGUAGGGGACCAUAAGGACUCUUGAUCCAACCUAGUCAGACAUUACCUUCUUUUCUUCCCUUAGCCUCUACUCUAGCCUUAGACCAUAGCAAG